AUGUCGAGCGCUGCCGCCGAGGCCAGGAAGGGCAAGAAGAAGGGUCUAUCGAUGGACGAGAAGGUCAUCCUCGUCGAGCGAUGGAUGGCUGCCCACCCGCAACCCUACACGCUGAAGGAGUUGCAGCAACUAAUCCCGAAGCACACGCCCGUCAUCUACCAGAGCGUUGAGGAGUGUGUGCAGCUCCUGGUCGCUGAGGAACGCAUUGAAGAGGAUCGUGUCGGCGUGAGCACGCUGCUCUGGAAGUUCCCGCCAACAGCAACGCAGCUGGCAAACCGAUCAAGCUGGCAACCUGGAAGGAACGGCGGACUGGGCAGCAGCUCUGCGAGCAGUGCAGCGGGAUCUUUGUGUCCUACGUCGUACACGGAACUGCUGCGACGCUUGACGGCCAGCGGUACGGAGGCACAGCGGCCGCAACAGCAGGUGUCGGCAGAGACGAUGGAGCGCUGGUGCGCACUGACGCCCGAUCCGCAGCUGCGCGAAUGGCAUGCCUUGCUCCAGGCAGAGAACGAGCGUGCCAUGGCAUCUCUCGCUCUAGAACGAGAGCGACUUGGCUUUCUUGGCAGCAGUGGCAACGGUGAGCAGGACAGCGAAGACGCGUCAGCUGGCGAGGCAUCCAUGCUUGCUGAGCUCGCGUGCCUUCAGCAACUUGCGCUGCAGCGAGCUCAACUCCUUGCGGAGCACAAGAACAUGUCCUCUCGUCAGGCACUCCCCGAGUUACUGGACCAGCUUAACCGUUCCUCCUUCAUCGCGCUCGAGGCCGCCAACAGGUGGACGGACAACUACUAUCUUGCUGAGGAAGAGGUGGUGGGGAAGGCGGGCUUUGGUGGCAGCCGCCGCGACGUCCGGGAGGCCCUGCAGCUUCCGUUGGAUCUGAGCUACCUCUCCGACGAGAGUGACGCCGAAUCGAGCAUCUUCGGUGGCCAUGAGCGGCGAGAGGUCGGCGGAUGCAACAGCUCUCAUCUAUCGUGUGCCCCAGCGCAUGAUGCGGCCCCGCAGCCAUCUUCACCGCCGCAGCAGGGAAGUAAUCUUUGCGAUGCCGGCAGACCUUCCUCAGCACAGAGUAAGCAGCCAGCCAGCACGGUGCCCCCCGGCAAUGACGCUUUCCCGGUCACGCACGCUGAUGUCAGAGGCAGCGACCCCGCACCGGCAGCUGUGGCAACACCGUCAGCCUCAGACACAGAUGCCGCUGUACCACUCUCCACAGCCGCGAAGCCGAAAAAGGCGAAGACCGCCACGGCGCCGUCGGCGAAGCGAAGCACAGGCAAGCGUGCUCGCUCAUGA
Messenger RNA from Leishmania mexicana MHOM/GT/2001/U1103, 1284 nucleotides. RefSeq lists its product as hypothetical. The record is from RefSeq and is a predicted model, not a curated record. The transcript has a single exon. The coding region runs from base 1 to 1284 and encodes 427 amino acids. NCBI's taxonomy places the organism in Eukaryota, Euglenozoa, Kinetoplastea, Trypanosomatida, Trypanosomatidae.